CGUCAUCAAAAUAAUUCCGAAUCUGAAAACGACGCGUUCACUUCGUCUGCUGUGAAUAAUAAUUUCAAAAUUAAAUUUAUUGAAAAACCCGUCGAUUUAUAGUUCAAAACUGUCCUACGAUGAGCGCAAUGGAGGAAGAUUUCGAGGAGGAAGGAUGGAUCAACCGCAACAACCAACCGGGCGAGGAAGAGCCCGAGCCUCAUGAGGAACCUUUGGAAAAUCCCCAGGAGGUGCUCACUGAGUGCCUUUCCAAAUUUGCUACAUCUGACUACAUCAUGGAACCUGGGAUAUUUACCCAGCUGAAACGGUAUUUCCAAGCCGGAGGAACUCCGGAACAGGUGAUUAAUCAACUGUCGGCCAACUAUACAGCCGUAGCUCAGAUGGCAAACCUUUUGGCCGAGUGGCUCAUUCUGGCAGGUGUGCGAGUGACCGAUGUUCAGGCUAUGGUCGAAAAUCACCUUAAAGAUAUGAUCCUGAAAACAUUUGAUCCAAAGAAAGCGGACAAGAUUUUCACGGAAGAAGGUGAAACGCCGGCCUGGUUAACGGAAAUGAUUGAACAUCACACCUGGCGGUCACUAAUCUAUAGACUUGCCGAAGAAUAUCCCGACUGUUUGAUGUUGAAUUUCACCAUCAAGCUGAUUUCUGACGCGGGUUAUCAAAGCGAAAUCACUUCCAUUUCAACUGCUGCACAGCAAAUAGAAGUUUUUUCUAGGGUAUUGAAAACUUCAAUCGCCAAAUUUUUAAAUCACCCCGAAGAUUGGCAUAGCGCUAUUCACGAAUGUGCCAAAAUGGUGUGUCACGGUCAGCACACGUACGUCUACAGUCAGGUUCUGGUUCAGGUACUAUCCCAAGAACCGAAAGGUGGUUUCAUAAUGAAAAGAUUGGCACAGGAAAUUACGAAAUAUGCGCUGAAGAAUAAUCAUAACGUAACUCCGAUUACUAUGGCUUUGAAUGGUUCUGCGCGACAUCCGCAGGCAUGCGAGGCCCUGACUUCUAUGUUGACUCGCAACGCACUUAACCCAGCCGACAUCACGGUACUGUUUCGGAACUAUUCCUCUCCGGAGCCACCGCCGAUUGAUCUCAUAAGGAAUCCACAGUUUCUGGAACUGCUGGUAGACUCGCUGUUUAAGGUGGGUGUCAAAAUCAACCAGGAACACAAAUCUAAGUAUGUCUACCUGCUGGCGUACGCUGCCAGUGUUUGCGAAACGCCGGCGAAGAAGGGCCAACCCAAGGGAUCACGCAACACCAACAAGGAUGAGCUGAAGCCGACAAUACAGGCCAUCGAGAAGGUUCAUGCCAUCUGCAACGUAAAUCGUGGCUCAACGGAGCUGAUUGCCGAAAUAUCUACUCUUUACAACUGUAUCCGUUUUCCGGUUGUUGGGGUGGGCGUGAUUCGAUGGAUUGAAAAUACCGUCACUGAGCCGUCUUACUUCAAGCUGUGCACCGAGAGCUGCCCGCUGCAUUUGGCCCUGCUAGACGAGGUGGCAUGUGUUCAUUCGUCUUUGCAUGACCAGAUCCUGCGGUUGCUGAUUCAGUUGUUCGAAUCCAAGCAAGAUGAGUUGGAAAUUUUGGUUCAACUGGAAAUGAAGAAGAUGUUACUGGACCGAAUGGUAAAUCUGUUGGCAAGGGGUUGUGUGGUACCGGUUGUCAAAUAUAUUCGCGAGUGUUGCAACAAAGGAGAUACGGAUAUAUCGUUGAUCCGAUACUUCGUGACGGAAGUGUUGGAAACCAUAACCCAUCCUUACUCGCCAGAGUUUGUUCAACUGUUUCUGCCAAUGGUGGAGAAUGAGGAAAUUACUGGAUCGAUGAGAGGCGAGGGAGACAAUGAUCCGGUGUCGGAGUUCAUAGUACAUUGCAAAGCCCAUUAUACGACAAUCUAGGCAGACUGCGGCCUAGAAACUUGGAGGAUUAAACAAAUUUCAUAGUUUAUAUGCGAAUGAGAAUGAACGAGUUUAUUUUACAAUUUA
This is a messenger RNA of Uranotaenia lowii, 1967 nucleotides long. It is a transcript of the gene TH1, whose product is annotated as negative elongation factor D. Lineage: Eukaryota; Metazoa; Arthropoda; Insecta; Diptera; Culicidae. Gene Ontology annotation, molecular function: RNA binding. Gene Ontology annotation, biological process: negative regulation of transcription elongation by RNA polymerase II. The transcript has 4 exons. The record is from RefSeq and is a predicted model, not a curated record. Gene Ontology annotation, cellular component: NELF complex; nucleus. The coding region runs from base 120 to 1880 and encodes 586 amino acids.